AUGCAUCCACCUGACCAACAGAACUCCGAACAGACAACCGAGGCCCGCACAGACGCACGGCCACCCCAACCCAAUUCGCCCCCGAAAGGCCAGAGCCGUUUUCCACGCCAAGGAAACCGCCCCCGACCUCGUCUGCGGAGCGAGGCCUUCGCGGGUUUGGGCCUGGUGGCCGCGGAGAUCUUCCGUUACAAUCGCCAGAACUUUGCCUUCGACCAGGACCAGCGCUUCAACCGCGAUGAGCUGCGCUUCAAGAUGCAGGUGGAGCGCUUCCGGCUCUUUCGGCAGGACAUCCGGGACCUGGUGGAGCUCACCGUGGGGAAGAUGGACCUCUAUCACAUGGUAGGCGCUUUGUUCAUCCGCAUGAUCAGCAUCUACUACUCGGAGGGCUUUUUCGCGGAGCCACCGCCCACCUUUCUCCAGGUGGCCUACUACCUUUCGCAGGCCUGUGCUCUGGUGUAUUUGCUGAUGGCCAUCUGGCUCUCGAUGCACGCCUCGAUCAAAUCUCAUAGCUACGCCACGCGGCUCCUCACGAGGUUCGUGCGCUUGCCCAUCCCUGGCUGCGAUCAAAUCAACCUCCUCAAUGCACGCUACGCGGACUUCGAAAAGCAAGGUGGACAGAUGCUGCGGGUUCCAUUCUUUGUUCGAGGAGAUAAUCGAUGGGAAGAACGAACUGAACAGGUCACGGGGGCGGCCUCCAUGGCCAGCACCGCCUCCAGCACGGCCUCGGAUGCCGGUGGAGCCGGAGGAAACGCUGGAGCGAAGGCGUCGGAUGAGCUGGAGAAUGGUGAGUAUGCCUAUGGAGGGGAUUCCGACAUGCUGGGACGCGAGCAGGAGCUGCUCGAGGCAGUGGAGUUCCGGACGCAUCGCCAUGUGCAGAUCUUUCGGCAACUGCAAGCGAGGUGGCAAUGCUUCGACGCCUAUGCACGUGUUUGCAUGUCCUUCGGCGUCCGCCACAUGCUGCAGUCCAUCAACUACUAUUUGCUGGGUUUAUGCAUGGUGCAACUCUAUGUGCCCCAUGUCGGCUUCGUGUUAACGCUGGUCUUCCAGGCACUGGCGGUGAACAUCACCAUCCUGGACGUUCAUAGCUUGCCUUGCUGGGGGACCUUCGACCUGUCCUUCAUUGGCUUCCUUCCUGCGCUGAUUGCCUGCGCUGCAUUGUUUCUGGCCACCAGAGCGAAGGAGGCGUUGGUUGAAGAGAACUUCUAUCCGGCCUCUGUGGCAAUUUAUCCAUUGGAGAUCGCCUGGUUUGAGCUGCUGCAUUGGGUGGCCUCGCCCAGUUCCAAUGAGAGCUCCACGCCCCGUCACUUCCGCGCCGUGCUCUUCAUGGACGUCUUCGGAGACGCGGAGGAUCCCUUGACCGGUGGCAGCCUCACCCGUGGCGCUGACCCAGCGGAGGUCCUGGCAGAGGUACAGCUGUCCUUCGAGGCGUUUCGAGUGGCGCAGUGCUGCUUGAGGCGCUGGGAAGAGGUACCUGGAGAUUGGCUGCCUCUUUCACAGAAGAGAGAAGUGAACCAGUUCAGCGAUUACCUCCGACUGGAAACAGAUGCCUUCGCAGAUUUGUUGCUGGAGAUCGGCUCAGAGAUGCAGGUGGACAACCGAUCCUGGACGCAACUCUCACAGGAUGAACGGCUGGUGGAACCCUGUUCAGGUACAGUGCUGGGCCCCUUUUACUACUCCAGGGGCAGUGAGACGCACAUUUUCUAUUGGGACAUUGAAAACACAUCAGACACAGGGAAGUAUAAGCUUCUAUUUACAAGUCCAGGGGCCAUGCGCGUGCUCACCUUGGACGAGACCCUGAAAGCGGUGAGGAAAUUCCAACAGCUCAUCAGCCACGUGCACAGGAUUUCUGGUGUGAAGUCAGUGGCCAAGCCGGAGCCGGCAGGUGCCCCAAAGUCGGGCCCCGACACGCCGCGGGCGGCUGCCAUUAGCGGAGCCUUCACGCAAAAGGAGACCAAGGAACUCUACAAACCGAUCCGCUUGCCCUGGCGCGCCGUGAGCUGUCUGACGCGCACUACGCAGCUGAUGUGGCUAGGUGUUGGCUUCAUUGCAGCCUUCCGUGAGACAGACAUGAUGAGGUUUGACUUCCAGGUCUCUUACAUCGUGGAGGAGCGAAGGCUUCAAGAAUCGGAUGAGUUGGUCUUCGAGGAGCUUCCGGUGCAGUGGCCCUAUGGCUCGUUCUUCCGCAUCGAGGCCCUCCGUUGCAUGGAGAAUUCGACGAUCGCCGCCGGGGGCCUCGGGUGUCGCCAGCUAUGCCUUGCGCGACGCGAGGGAUCCAGACGGCAUCGCGCAAGUGCGCGAGAUGGAACCGGUGGGAGAGAGGUUUUGUGGACAGAUUGGAUGCCUGGACUUUGCGCCGACGCUUGA
Durusdinium trenchii is the source of this 2364-nucleotide messenger RNA. Lineage: Eukaryota; Dinophyceae; Suessiales; Symbiodiniaceae. The record is from the annotation of a GenBank genome assembly.